AUGACCCAGACAAGAGACUUCCAGCCUCAAUCCGCUACUGCCUCCACCAGCCCAAGCAACAAUCCCGUCAAUGUUCUCAGCGCCAAUGCCAGUGCAACGGUGCAGAAAGCCACCGCAUUCGUGGAAGCAAAAACCAUGAAUGCUGAAACCAGCAACCAGGUAGAUCACGAAGCUGUGUACAAUGCCGGUGAUGAGAAGAUCGAGGAUGAAUAUAAGAUAUCUGCCAUGCUUCCAAACCAUGUCGCCAAUGUGUACCUCCCCUUGGAAGCCCGGCGUCACAGUUUCGGCACCUCCAUAUCCUCUAGCAAGUACACCGAGAACGACUUCGUCUGUUCGCGCAUAGACUGUCACUGUGACGCUGCGAAUCGCGAGGAAACGGACCCAAACGAGUCCACAGUCUUUGGCAGACAGGCUGAAUAUUUCUAUCGCCCUCCUGUCCUGAGCUCCCAUCGCGACCGCCACAUGUCCGGUGACUCGCCUUAUUCAUAUUUUCAACUCCAGAAGAAUGCAGACGCCGCGUAUUGCGAACAAUGCCAGUUUUGCUCUGCCUCGUCCAGGUGGUGCGGCAGACUACCGAGUAACCAGGCUAUCAAAGUACCCCGGUCAAUUCUCGACAGUCAUUCAGAGUUGGAUACCGGUGGCCUAUAUGGGACAGACUGGAAAAUGCAGUUACCCAAUGCAACCUGGGUCCAAGAGCCUUUGAUUGUCAAUUCCGUUCAGGUUUUGGACGAGAAUGGGGGACCGAGGCACUUGGAUUCUCUCGAGCCUGCCGUUUUUUCUAAUACUCUUACACGCCGGCCUUCACGCGAGCCUACUCUUAGUCCUCUUGUUCCAGGGGAAGAUUUGACCGCUUCUAUGGAGAGCCUACAGCAAACCCGAUCAGUGGUUCAGAACGCCGCUCAGAGCUCCAUGUGCCUGAAAUACUUUCGAGACAUCCGCUGCACACGAGAAGAGAGAUGGGCUAUUGAGGAGGGCUCGCUGGUUAUCAGCAUUCCUCCAUCUUUCGUGGAUUUGCCGCAACAGCUCAUUGCCCCCGAUGAAUUCGAGCUGCGUGCCGGAGAAGUAUUUGUUGUUUGUCUCAUGUUCGCGGACAUGUGGGCUCUCUGUGCACGGCACAGGUUAUCCAAUUCUAUUGCCUCAGUGCAAGGUGCUACUGCCCUACAGAAUUCCGAUAACUUCAAGUUCCUGCCCCUCUGUGCAGUGACAUUGGCUGCCAACUAUGGCCCUUUCAAUCGACGUUGUGCAACUUACAAAAAGAGAUUCCCCUUUUCAACGUUUUAUCCAUCUGGAGGAAACCGCAUCCAGCCCCCAGAGCGCAAGGAGAGUCUAGAGGCAAGUCGCAAAAUCCUUAACGGACCUGCCGACCAAAUGCCUACCUUGCCUAAAAUGGUGUACGAACUCUGUAAAGCGCCUGUCAAACUACCGCAUUUCACGGAAUACGUAUCCUUCGAGCCACCCAUCAAGACGCGCAAUAGUUACGCCACGCUAAAACGACUCCUGGGAAGACUGGUAUUCAAAGAAGAAAGCACAAGCAAAAGAGAGACUCCUGGAGAAGAAGAAGGACAAGUCAGUGAUAUUCCCACGGAGAAGCAAGAUCACAAGCACUACGAAUUGUCCGGAGAAGGAGGACAAGAUCCUUCACCAGUAGACACUACUAAGAGAAAGAUGCAAAAGCGCAAAAGUAUUCGAAACUUCUUUCGAUCGAGCAAGUGCCACUGUGCAGAGGAGGAAUCCAUUUGA
This is a messenger RNA of Talaromyces atroroseus, 1740 nucleotides long. RefSeq lists its product as hypothetical. The record is from RefSeq and is a predicted model, not a curated record. Bases 1 to 1740 code for a protein of 579 amino acids. NCBI's taxonomy places the organism in Eukaryota, Fungi, Ascomycota, Eurotiomycetes, Eurotiales, Trichocomaceae. The transcript has 5 exons.